This is a messenger RNA of Chara braunii, 2882 nucleotides long. NCBI's taxonomy places the organism in Eukaryota, Viridiplantae, Streptophyta, Charophyceae, Charales, Characeae. The record is from the annotation of a GenBank genome assembly.
UCGUUCCUAAUUUGUAAUCGAGUACGGUGUGUGGAACGAUUGCCUAACCAUAGAUACUAUCAGACUCUCAGCAGGGAUGCCGCGCCCCUUUGGGCUGGCGGGGGUGGGUCGUGCUGGCGCUGUUGCGAUUGCCACUGCUGGAGGGCGCAAUAGUAGUGGUAGUAGUAGUUUCACUGUGAGAGCGGGCGUCUCUUCUUGUAAACCUUCGGUCAAGGUCGGGGUCGGGGUCGGGGUCGGGAUCGGGGUAACCAAUUGGAGUCUGUCGCCGCCGCAGGUGCUGCCAUCGCGCGGGAACGCGCAGUUCAAAGGCGGCGAUAAUACUACACGUAGUAGCACUGUAGAGACGAAAGUCGGUUUCUUUUCUUGGCGCUCUUUUCCAUCUUUUCCAUCGCCUCACGAAUCCAUGCACUUGUGGGAGGUGUGUGUCGCGGCGGCUCGGCAUGCUUACGCUCCGUGUUCUACUGCCUUUGUUUGGAAAAGGUCCGACUUUUUUGAGCAGGCAUCUCUCGGCGGGGCGCUUUCAGGCGUGACGCGCUCCCGCGCGUCGAGUUGGCACUCGAUCGCACGCGGCGGGACGAGCGCGGCACGUCGUGGCGCUGGGCUUUCUUGCACCAGCAGCAGCAGCAGUGACUGGGUUUGCCGCCAUAGCUCGGCACCACCCCUAGCUUCGUCGUCGACGUCUCUCGCAUCGUCACCAUCACCGGUCGUAGAUUCGCGGCAAAAAGGGCGCCAUGCGUGCACUUGCAUCGUCCAACAGAUCGAAAUUGCGAAAUAUCGGGGGCGGGAGAAAGUGGGAUGGGUGGGAAGUCGUAGGAGAACGAGGAGAUCCGUUGGUCGAGUUGAGGCAGCAGUGAUUCCUACUGCCGCAUGUUGUAGCGUUGACGUCAACAGCUACUGCAAGAAGGUUCUUCGCCGCGGCGCCGUUUCUCCCCGGCGCCAUUGUUUUGUUGACGACAACUGCGCAAAGCAAAAGGAGGAGGAGGAGGAGGAAGAGGAUUGGUAUGCGAGGGCAUUUCUUCCUCGUUGGCAUGCAAAGAUCGUUGCCUCAGAGAUCGUUGCCCCAAGCUCGGUGGAGGAAGUAACUUGCCAUGGCUGGAGCUUUUCUGGCCGUCAGUUUAUGAGCAGAGCAAUCUCCUUAAGACUCGUUGGCGGCGGCGGCGGCGGCUGUGGCGAAGGCAAUCCUUCCACCAUCUCAUCCUCUUCUUCUUCCUCGAUUCGCCAUCGUUUUCGACGUAGAUCUCGCAGAGCCGCCAUAGCUACUGCUGGCGGAGGUCGGGGGACCGGCGACGCGAGACCGUUGUCUUCUUCCCGACUCAUGAUCCCCUGCUUAUCUCGAAUUAUUGUGUUAUCGCCGCCGCCAUCGUCUUUCUUGUCGUCUUGCGGAUUAAUCGCGGCGGCGAUCCAUUGCUCGGCUCGCUCCGCGGUUAUGGCAAGCACGCUCCCGCGAGCGGCAGCGCAGUCGUCCGCCGGAGAAACUGAUCGCCAAAGAAAUGCUAUGGACUCCAAGAAAACGGCUAUGGCGGCGAUGGCGAUGACGGCGAACGAUAUGCCAGAAGACGGAUCGAAGGGGGAAGAAGCUCUGGGGAGCACGACACCGCUGUCACCCUUAGCGAACAACACGACGCCUCUGCAGUCGAACGGCCAUCAUCAACAAGAAUCAUGGUCCUCUCGUGCUCUCUCGAGCGGAGGCUAUGGCGAUGCCGGCACGGGGGGACGUCAACAACCACCAGCCUCAUCUUCUUCCUCUCCUGUCUCCUCUUUGCCGUCAGAGGAGAAGAGUUGGCUCGCCGUUGCUGGUCAAAGUUUCAAUAUGGCGGGAACGAUGAUCUUUGUCCACAUGUUGAUGGGUAAUCGCUACUUGGCAUUGCCUCAUAUUAGCGUGCCAGACAUUCGAUGGGUUGACUGGCACGCUUUGCGGAAAGCGGGAUUCGUGGGUGCUAUCUUCGACAAAGAUAAUACUCUUACCGUUCCGUAUGAAAAUAACCUCUAUUCAGUUCUACAAGAGUCCGUCAGCCAAUGUAAAGAAGCCUUCGAAGGGCGCAUCGCCAUUCUCAGCAAUUCUGCGGGAUUGAUUCAAUUUGACCCUCAUGGAGUCGAAGCCAAAGCUGUGGAAGACGAGCUAGGAGUCCCCGUUCUACGACACGAGGCAAAAAAGCCGGCAGGAGGAUAUGAGUCGCUCGAGAAGCACUUUGGAUGUGACCGAUCGGCACUAAUAAUGGUCGGUGAUCGCUAUUUCACUGACAUGGUGUUUGGGAACCGGCAUGGGCUUCUCACCAUCUAUACAGCCCCACUCACAAACAGGGGUGAACCGUUCAUUGUGCGCCAGGUACAGUUGAGCUUUUUACUGGAGGCGUUUGCCUAAAGGUAACUAGAACACCAGAGGUAAACGUAUUUGAGCUGAACCUACAGCGUAAUUGAGAAAAGGAAGAGGCUAUUGAUGCCUAGACUUUUUGCCUUUUCCUCAUAUGUGGUGCGUAGCAGUGGUCUUACCAUGAUCAUCCACCUAAGUGGAAAGCUUUGUGGAUGAAUGUUUCAAUGUUUUGGCCCUUUGGGGCAAAAGUGUAAAGCAGGAAUACCCAGCUCGCCCGCCCUUGAAGUCUAUAUUAUAGGUUAUCCCAACUUAUCCGACAAUGCGAUACAUCGGAUACAAUAUUAUGUGAUGGGCAUGGCUACGGCUUUGCAACAGUUCGUGUGCCACUUUUUCCAACGGGACACGCUGUGGAGUUUGCACUUGUCACUGUUUUCACCUGCACGCUUUCUUUUCAUUAAAUUCAUAAUAAUCCAUACCGUUCAGACUUUACCACUUUUCUUAACGACUUUUUUUUUUUUUUUUGUUUUGUUUUUUUUUGUUUUUUGUUUUUGAACAAAUGCUCCAGUCUAUU